Cuscuta europaea is the source of this 1191-nucleotide messenger RNA. Lineage: Eukaryota; Viridiplantae; Streptophyta; Magnoliopsida; Solanales; Convolvulaceae. The record is from the annotation of a GenBank genome assembly.
CUUCGUUGGGGGGCAAGGUACAAAAAGAACUCAAUAAUUCCGGAGGACCCUAUGUAUAUCGAAUGCAUGGUCAAAAUUAUCACUUGAUGGGAAGCUUGCUACCAGUUGAUUCGAGCAAACCUAAGUUCUCACAGCUCUAUAUUUAUGACACGGAGAAUGAGAUACCGAACAGACUUCGUGCAUUAGAGAAAUCAGAAUCAUCAAAUGAGCUCGAUCCAGAAAUAGUUCAUGGCUUGAAAGAUAUGAUGGACCAACACAAUGAGUUGGCGAAGUGCUUUCGUUCUGCAAGGGAUAGAUUCCAAGAAGCACCACAAACAGAAUUCAAACUCAGGCUACUUUGUAACCGUGAAAGAGAUGGAAGAACAUAUAAUUUGCCCACUGCAUCUGAAGUGGCUGUUCUUAUAGUCGGAGAUUUGGAUAGUAUGUCUUCUCACCGUGAUAUUAUUUUGGAGCACAAAGAUUGCACUUUGCAACGCAUUAAUGAGCUCCAUCCUUCAUAUUUGGCCUUGCAAUAUCCCAUACUAUUUCCAUAUGGAGAAGAUGGGUAUAGAUUAGAGAUCAAGUAUAGACAAGUUGAAGGUAGAGAUGCUAUCAAACGGAAAGAUGUCACAAUGAGAGAAUUCUUUGCCUACAGGCUUCAACAAAGGGAUGUCGAAUUUAGUACAAUUCUAUCAUCACGAAGACUAUUUCAUCAAUUUAUUGUUGAUGCUUAUACGAUGAUAGAAAGUGAUCGCUUGAAGUAUGUCCGGCUAAAUCAAAAGAAGCUAAGAGCAGAUGUUUAUAAUGGGUUAACCGAUGCGGUUGUAAGAGGCGAAACAAACCCAAACACUCAAGGCAAAAGAAUUAUUUUACCAUCUUCUUUCACAGGAGGUGCAAGGUAUAUGAUACAAAAUUACCAAGAUGCCAUGGCGAUAGUCACACAAUUCGGAAACCCGGAUUUGUUCAUCACAUUUACGUGCAAUCCCAAAUGACCAGAAAUAGAGAGAGAAGUAAAAAAGGCGGGAGUGAGACCAGAAGAUCGGCCCGAUUUGGUUACAAGGGUCUUUAAGAUAAAGCUAAACAAUUUGAUAGCCGAUUUGAAAGAUCAGAAUAUAUUCGGCCAUCCAAGAGCAUUGGUCUACACGAUAGAAUUUCAAAAAAGGGGACUGUCGCAUGCCCAUAUUGUGUUGUUCUUACAACCAUAGUUCAAAC